Panthera uncia (snow leopard) is the source of this 5221-nucleotide messenger RNA. It is a transcript of the gene TXNL4B, whose product is annotated as thioredoxin like 4B. The record is from RefSeq and is a predicted model, not a curated record. Gene Ontology annotation, biological process: mRNA splicing, via spliceosome. NCBI's taxonomy places the organism in Eukaryota, Metazoa, Chordata, Mammalia, Carnivora, Felidae. Bases 3190 to 3639 code for a protein of 149 amino acids. The transcript has 3 exons. Gene Ontology annotation, cellular component: U4/U6 x U5 tri-snRNP complex; spliceosomal complex; U5 snRNP.
CCGCCUCGGCUCUAAGAAGAAAGGGAAGGAGGUCGGUCAUGUUUAAUAAGGGCGGAAGUGACGCUCGGCUUCCUGUCAAAGGCGGGCAAAGUGGGCGGUGACUAGAGUAACGAAUAAUCUCGUGGGCUUGUUGGGACUAUUGAGGGGAAGGACCGCAAGUUUAUCUACUUGCCAGUGAGUAUUCUUUUUCCGUUUCCGGUUUUAUAAGUGGUUCCGCCAGAGUUGGGAGGCAGCAGCCCCUGGGUUACUUUGAGUUAGGGUUGCUGCUUUUGGUGUAGAAGACGGGAACCGCCUGUGUGCCGACAUUUCGGAGAAGCGGUCGGGGUUGCGAACAGUCAAGUGGAAGAGAAGGAGGUGACUUGUACAAAGAAAGUAGGUGUCGUUUGCCCUAGCACUUGUGGGCCAGGAGCAGCCCAACCACAGGCAUCAUUAAGCAUAUAUAUAUUAAGUAUGUAUAUAUAUCGAAUAGUUUGGAAGAAGACUCUCACUCCGAUGUAAAUAAAAGUCACCUGUCUGUUCACUGACAGCGAUAACCACUAUGUGUUUUGGGAUAUUUAUUUCCAGUUAUUUCUAUGUAAAUGUAUACAUUUGUAUUGGGUUUUGUACAGCAGUAGGAUCACACUUUAUAUACUGUUUUGUAACUUAUUUAUCAUGAGAACUUUUCAGUAUGUGAAAUGUUCAUCUGUAACAGUAUUUAGCAGCUGUGUAAUAGUAUGUUCCAGGACUGUACUAUCAUUUUUUUCCAAUCUCCUAUUUUGGGCUAUUUAAGUUGUUUGCAGUUUUUCACCUUAAGAAUGUGAUAAAUCAUUGUGGACGUGUCAAGUUAAUUCUCAGAAAUGGAGUUGUUGCUCAAAUUGUUUUCUUUCUGGAAAAGUUUUUGCUUCUCUGCAUUCCAGCAGCAAGUAAGAAUGUGUGGCCCUUUAUUCACACUCUUGCAAUAUUGUUUCAUCUUUACCAACUUAAUGGCUUUGUUAAAUAAUCUUCCAUUUGCUUUUCUUUGUUUACUAGUAAAGCUUAACUUUCCAAAUAUUUUUGCCUAUUUGUACCUCUUCUUUUGUGAAGUCUCUGUUGGUAUCCCUUGCUAUGGACAUUUUCUUAGGUGUGGCUUUAGUUUUCCUCCUCUUUAUCAGAACUGGAGUUGCUGUUUGAAUUCUAGGGUGGGAUAGAUCCAUCCUCACUUUGACUUUCCCUUUUAUCAGUAAUUUUUUCUGCUACUGACAUUUGAGGAAGUCCUUCCUAGCAAUCAGCUUGCCUGUUUAAAGUAUGACUUAUUACAGGAACAAUUUCAUUUCCUAUAUACAUUUUUAUUAACUCUUGUCUUAAAAUGUGACUUGUCACACACACACACACAUAAAGAAAUCCUCCCUUUUCAUAGCAUUAGCCAACUUGGGGGCCAAAUAUAAAAUAUCAAGUACCUCGGUGGAGUUCUUCUGGAUGGACUCAAAAAUAGAGUUUCUCAACCAUGAGAACAGGAGCUUAUUAUAGCAGAAGGAACACUGCAGUAGAAAUUUGGUGGCUUGGGGGCACCUGCAUGACUCAGGCAGUUAAGCAUCCAUCUCUUGAUUUCGGCUCAGGUCAUGAUCCCAGAGUCGUGGGAUCGAGCCCCAUGAUGGGCUCCGUGCUGAGUGUGGAGCUUGCUUAAGAUUCUCUCUCCCCCGCUUGCACGCUCUCUCUCUCCCUCUAAAAUAAAAUAAAAAACUUUAGAAGGAAAGAAAUUUGGUGGCUUUGAUUCUAGUCCGUGCUGUAGCUAGAACCAAAACUAUAAGCAAACAAGUCUAUAAAAUGAGGGAAUUGGAUUAGGUCCCUUUUAUCUGAGUAUUUUAUGAUUUGUUUAUUUUGUGGUUUUCACACACACUCUUAAUCCAUCUGUUUGUCAUGUGGGGGUGGGGGGUGCAUCUAAUAACAUAUGCACCAAGAAUCUUUAAGCCAAGACUCAUGAUAAUACUUAAUCAGUAAAAGACGGUUUUAAAAGUGUGGUACAUGUGUGAAAUAGUAUGUCUCUGUGACAACGUGUGUAUAGAUAUGGGAAGGUCUAUGCAUGCUAAGUAAAAAAGCGCAAAGUGAAGAAGAGUGGGUAAAGUAUGUGUGCCGGACAUCUGUCAUUUGCCUCUCCAGAUGCACUCUUUCCUUCUCUAGACUGCUCCAGGACCACGAGACUUGGAUGCCUUCUGCAUCUCCCCUCCCCUCUGGUUCCAGUGUGAGUCACCCAGUGGGCACAUUAGGAGGAGAUCAGACAGACGGAGAAGAGUGGCUGCAUCCCUUAACUGCAGGCUGACCUCCUAUACGACAGCCUUCUCCACCCGGCGUUCCCCACCACACACUUGUGCUAACUACUCCCUGCUGUAGCUCCUUCAGGCCUCAGGGUGGGAACAGCACCCUGCUCUUACUAGCCCAAGUACAGCACUGUACCUGGUGUGUGCCUGUACCCUGCCUUAAUGAAAAUCUUUCGAAAUUACCAAAUUUGAGAAUGUUAUCUUUCUCCUGCUAGAACCCUGGCAGAUAGAAUAGCCUGUCUUUGGGGUAAAAGAGGGAAAAAACAUAGGAAUGCACAUUUGUAUGUUUUUGUAAAUGCAUAACAAAACUGGAAGAUACAUGAGAAAUUAAUGAAAGUAGCUACCUGCUGUGUGGGGAGAAACAGGCCAGUACUAACAGGGCCAGUUGAGGGCAGAGAGAGGGAGGGAGAUUUUUCACAGUACGCCUUUUUGAAAUUUUUUUUUUUAACGUUUAUUUAUUUUUGAGACAGAGAGAGACACAGCAUGAAUGGGGGAGGGUCAGAGAGAGAGGGAGGCACAGAAUCUGAAACAGGCCCUGGGCUGUGAGCUGUCAGCACAGAGCCUGACGCGGGGCUCGAACUCACAGACUGUGAGAUCAUGACCCGAGCUGAAGUCGGACACUCAACCAACUGAGCCACCCAGGCGCCCCCACAGUACGCCUUUUUGUAUUUAUGUUUCUUUUCAAGCUGGUGGACUUGCCAGCAGUUUGUGCAUUUAGUGUGUUGGGUUUUUUUUUUACUGUUGUGAUACUAUGUUGUAUCAAACUAUUUCUUUCCUCUGAGAAUAAAAUAUAUGUGUAUUAACUACUACAAAUUUUUUUUUUUUUUAAUUAGGACUCAUGCACUUAAUCUGUCUUUAAAUAUUGGAACUGUAUUUCAGGACUGACAGUAAGGAUAAAUAUUUGGAUUAUGGCAAGAUGAGCUUCCUGUUGCCCAAGCUAACUAGCAAAAAAGAAGUAGACCAAGCAAUAAAAAGUACUGCAGAGAAGGUAUUGGUUCUCCGAUUUGGGAGAGAUGAGGAUCCAGUCUGUCUGCAGCUAGAUGAUAUUCUUUCUAAGACGUCUUCUGACCUGAGUAAAAUGGCUGCUAUAUAUCUGGUAGAUGUGGACCAAACUCCCGUUUACACGCACUAUUUUGACAUCAGUUAUAUUCCAUCUACUGUGUUCUUCUUCAAUGGGCAGCACAUGAAAGUGGAUUAUGGGUCUCCCGAUCACACUAAGUUUGUGGGAAGUUUCAAAACCAAGCAAGACUUCAUAGAUUUGGUUGAAGUAAUUUAUCGAGGAGCAAUGAGGGGAAAGCUUAUUGUCCAAAGUCCUAUUGAUCCCAAGAAUAUUCCCAAAUAUGACCUUCUCUAUCAAGACAUUUAAAGCAUUCAUGACUAUCAAAGUUGAAGAAAAAAGCACGUCUUGAAACAGUACCUGAACCCAGCUGUGCCGUUUUCCUGGAGUCCUUCGGACAUGUGUUCAGCAUCCCAGCAGAGAAGAGUGCUGACUUGGGUAGAAAAUACCCCACCCUCAAGUAGAAGACCACGCUGGCACUGCAAUGGGCAGAGAUGCUUAAAUGUCUAUUCCCUGCAAACCCCAGAGCAGUCAAGACCACCGGGGUCAAUUUCCCAAGCGUGAUUUUUUUUUAAUUUUUAUUGUGCUUCUCUUUAUUCCUUAAGAUGAUACAAAAUCCUUCUAAACAUUGGCUAGUAUAUUUAUGUUGACUUUGAUAUACAAGUAAAAUAGAAAAUCAUUUCCCGUAAGAGCAGAAGUACUUAUUUUUUUACCCUAAAUGUACCCACACACACACCCUCCCCCUCCCCCGUUUCUCUACUCAUGUAUUUAUCUCAUGCUCUCCUGUCUCCAAUCCCUGUUAUCUCAGUUUCUCUUGGAAUAAAUAUUUCUCUACAGAUAGUGAGAAAAUGUUUUAUUUUGGAAACUUUCUGGUUUAAACUUUUAUUUAUUUAUUUUUAUUUUUUGAGAGAGAGAUUACAAGCUGGGGAGUGGCAGAGACAGAAGGAGACACAAUCUGAAGCAGCCUCCCGGCUCUGAGCUGUCAGCCCAGAGCCCAACGCAGGGCUCGAACUCACAAACUGUGAAAUCAUGACCUGAGCCAAAGUUGGAUGCUUAACCAACCUAGCCACCCAGGUGCCCCAUCUGGCUUGAACUUUUAAAACAGUAUCCCAGUUUGCUCAUUUGACUAGCUUUUGUUAUUAAAUUGCCCAAGAAAUGGGACGCUGAACCUUUACCAUCCAGCACCCAAUUUGAGCUAAACAAAUUAGUAAGUAGCAGCAGAUUUCUCCCAGAAGUCCAAGUUCUGCCGCUUUCUGAAGCAGAGGAUUUUACUUCAAGGACUCAAGACCGGAAAGAGAUGUCAGAAUCGUUAGAAAUAACAUCUUUGUGGUAUUUGCCCAUUUUAAUAACUUUAUGAAGAAUUCUUGCUCUGCCAGCAGCCCUGGCAUAACCUGCCACCACUUGACAAGUCCCUGCUUCUCUCAAAACCUCGCUGGGUCUCUGGAUACUGACUUUGUAGAACAAAAGAAUAGAUGCAGAUCCGGAGGGCAGUGGGCCAGAUGUGGAUUUGCUUGCCAGACGCUGACGUCCCAGCUCUGUGCAGACCAACACUGUCUCUGCAAGUUCAUUCUCCCCUCACUGGGCACUUCCUUUACAAGCCUUUUCUGCAAAAAGAGAUGACCACCCAUCCUGGUUCUCAUUGACGUGGCAUAGAAGGAAGGCCACUGUGGGUUUUUGCAUCCUUUGCUGACGACAGGAGAGAGCUGCCCCAGGGAUAAGACAUGGAACCGUAGCAACCAUCCCAGGACCAUUAGGACCAGCCCCUGGAUGAAACGUGAAUGUGUGGAGAAGAACAAUAAAAACCUGUGUCCCUGAUGAUGCUAUUGAGCUGCUUAGUGAACUCUAUACCUGCCUCCCUCCAGAAAGAAUAAAAUGUCUUCAUUGCCUGUCA